AUGGGAGGCAAGGCGAAGCCAACGAAGCACACGGCCGGUGAGACGGCGCGCAAGAACCACCUAGCCACCACGAACAUGGGUGGUGGCUCGGCUGGUCUGGCGGAUCGCAAGGGCGGUGUGGCUGGUCACUCGAAAUUCAUCUGUAGGGUGUGCAUGGCGCAGGCCCCCGACCUCAAGUCCAUGCGCAUUCACUUCGAGUCGAGACACCCGAACCAGACCUUCAACGAGGACGACUUCGAGGAUCUGCAUGAGAAACACGGCGGGACGACGAGGGGGGUUGCCGUUCACGGCAGUCUGAAGAAGGACAAGAAGAAGAGUGAGUGA
This is a messenger RNA of Leishmania mexicana MHOM/GT/2001/U1103, 324 nucleotides long. RefSeq lists its product as hypothetical. The transcript has a single exon. The record is from RefSeq and is a predicted model, not a curated record. NCBI's taxonomy places the organism in Eukaryota, Euglenozoa, Kinetoplastea, Trypanosomatida, Trypanosomatidae. The coding region runs from base 1 to 324 and encodes 107 amino acids.